AUGGCUUUAGCUUGUAAAUUGUGUGGGGAAACGAAUUUUGUUAGGGACCUUUCAAAUGCUAAUAAUGAUUUAGUGUGUGUAGGUUGUGGUACCGUUUCGGAAGAAAAUCCAAUCGUCUCAGAGGUUACUUUUGGUGAAACCAGCGCUGGUGCUGCUGUUGUUCAAGGUUCCUUCAUUAGUGGUGACCAAGCCCAUGCUGCCUUUACCUCACAUGGUGGUUCCAGCGCUAUGGAAUCUAGGGAGGCAACCUUAAAUAAUGCUAGGAGAAAGUUAAGAGCUGUAUCACAUGCUUUGAGGAUCCAAGACUAUAUAACCGAUGCUGCUUUUCAAUGGUAUAAACUGGCAUUGCAUCAUAACUUUGUUCAAGGUCGUCGUUCACAAAAUGUUAUAGCAGCAUGUUUGUAUGUUGCUUGUCGUAAAGAAAAGACUCAUCAUAUGUUAAUCGAUUUUUCCUCAAGACUUCAAGUUAGUGUAUAUUCAAUCGGCGCGACAUUUUUGAAAAUGGUAAAGAGAUUACAUAUUACAAAUCUACCUUUAGCUGAUCCAUCUUUAUUCAUUCAACACUUUGCAGAGAAAUUAGAUUUAGGUGAGAAAAAAAUUAAGGUAAUAAAAGAUGCUGUCAAAUUAGCACAAAGAAUGUCAAAAGAUUGGAUGUAUGAAGGUAGAAGACCUGCUGGUAUAGCCGGUGCGUGCAUUUUACUGGCCUGUAGGAUGAAUAAUUUAAGAAGAACACAUUCUGAAAUUGUAGCAAUAUCACAUGUUGCAGAAGAAACAUUACAACAACGUCUAAAUGAAUUUAAAAAUACAAAUACUGGUAAAUUAUCUAUUAAGGAAUUUAGAGAAAAUACUGAUGAAACUGAGGGCUCAAAACCUCCAUCUUUUCUUAAGAAUAGAAUUAACGAGAGAAAAAUAAAAAAGCAAUUAGAGAAAGAAGAAUUGACUCAAACAAGUGAACAAGCAAUACAAAAGAAUCCAAUUUUAUCCCAGUUGUUAGGAGAACAAGAGCUAUCUUCUCGUGAAGUAUUGUUUUAUUUGGAAAAAUUUUCUAAAGAAAGAGAGAAAGUCAGGCAUAGAAUUAAAACUACAUAUGGUAUCGAUGAUACUGAUACACUAUUAGAUGCUAAGAAAAAUAUCGAUGCUACGAAAUUUAAAAAAAUAGAUGUUGAGGAUGAAGUGAAAGAAAAUGAUGAUCACCCAAGAAAGAGAAGACUUAGAAGUAACGCAGAAGUCAUUAAAAUUGAAGUCGAUACUGAUGAUGAACAAGAAGAAGAAGAGGAAAAAUUUGAUGCAACCGUUUCACGUCACUUCCAAGAUCAAAUAGAUGGAUACUCCCUGAAUAAUGAUCCAUAUCGUCCGAGAAACCUGCAUUUAUUACCAACCACAGAAUCAUUACUUUCAAAAGUUGAAGAUGACCCAGAUAAUUUAGAUGAUGUUGACGAUGAAGAGUUAGACGCUCAGUUAUUAGAUGAAGAAGCUUCUAAAUUGAAAGAAAGAAUAUGGAUAGGUUUAAAUGGUGAUUUCUUGCUUGAACAAGAAAGUAAGAGGCUCAAACAAGAGGCGGAUAUAGCUACUGGUAACACUUCUGGUAAAAAGAGAAGAAAACAAAGAAGCAAAUCUGCUAAACAGGAAAAUGAAGAGGAAAAUAUGCUAGCGCAAUUAAAAAAUGAAUCAGGAUUCCAAGCCGCCCUUAACGUUGUAGAUGCAGGUGGAGAUCCAACAACUGCUUCAAGUGUCAAGAGCAUGCUGCAAAAGGCAAGUUUUUCUAAAAAAAUCAACUAUGAUGCAAUUGAUGGUUUGUUUAAUAGUUGA
This is a messenger RNA of Tetrapisispora phaffii CBS 4417, 1809 nucleotides long. RefSeq names its product transcription factor TFIIIB subunit BRF1 (gene BRF1). The record is from RefSeq and is a predicted model, not a curated record. The transcript has a single exon. NCBI's taxonomy places the organism in Eukaryota, Fungi, Ascomycota, Saccharomycetes, Saccharomycetales, Saccharomycetaceae. Gene Ontology annotation, biological process: DNA-templated transcription initiation; transcription preinitiation complex assembly; transcription by RNA polymerase III. Gene Ontology annotation, cellular component: transcription factor TFIIIB complex; nucleus; transcription preinitiation complex. The coding region runs from base 1 to 1809 and encodes 602 amino acids. Gene Ontology annotation, molecular function: RNA polymerase III general transcription initiation factor activity; TBP-class protein binding; RNA polymerase III type 3 promoter sequence-specific DNA binding.